GCCUCACAGCCUUCUUCCCGGCUGGUUCUCUCUACCCAGUGAGGCCCCAGAAUUCACAUCGUUCCUGGGCCUGGGUCCCUGUCCUUAGCGUCCAGCGUCCCUUCUCUGCAGAUUUCCAGAGUACGGGGGGCCUAGGCAGAGCCCUCUCCUUGUGCCUUCUUGCCUCCUUUGGCUGAAUUCCUCGUCAUCAUCUGGGUGGGGGUUGGGGGUGGGCAGAGCAUCUUGGGUCUGAUUAGGUUCUUAUGGGGAGAGCUCAGUAGAGAUGUGCAAGAACGUAUUUAUGCGCAACUCUGUUUAUUUGUUUGAUUGAAAUUUAUACAAGUCACAGAUAAGAAUCGUGGCUAGUCUGUGUGUGUCUUAGAAGAGAUGGAAUUGUGGGCAGGUUUUUAAACAGAACCAAGCCCUUCCCCCCACCCCCAGGAAGACACAGAGCAGCCCAAGUAUUGGAGCCAAGAAGGUCUGUUGGGUAGGUCAUAAAAUCCAGCUCAUGAGAUCUCCUUGGCAAGGAAACAUUGAACUGCGGAGUUUCACAAAGUCACUUGCUGAAAACUGAAGUGUCCCAAGAAGUUUAGAGCAGAUGUAGGAUUAGACAGACUUGGAGAAAGAUGUUCCGGCAGGAGACUGAAACUGACAACUUUGCAGGCUAACCUGGACUGCUUCUUAUUAGUGAAAAGGAGAUUGUUGGUGGGCUGCAGGCUCCAGUUCCAACACCGUCUUCUGAGAUGAUGCCGGUUCCCAGAAUGCCCUUGAGGCUGCUCCUGCUGCUGCCUCUCUUGAGUUCUGCACAAGCUCAGGUUAAUCCAGCUAUAUGCCGCUAUCCUCUGGGCAUGUCAGGAGGCCACAUUCCAGAUGAAGACAUCACAGCUUCCAGUCAGUGGUCAGAGUCCACAGCUGCCAGAUACGGAAGACUGGACUCCGAAGAAGGGGAUGGAGCCUGGUGCCCAGAGAUCCCAGUGGAGCCUGAUGACCUGAAGGAAUUUUUGCAGAUCGACUUGCACACUCUGCACUUUAUCACUCUUGUGGGGACCCAGGGGCGCCAUGCUGGGGGGCAUGGCAUUGAGUUUGCUCCCAUGUACAAGAUCAAUUACAGUCGGGAUGGUACUCGCUGGAUCUCAUGGCGGAAUCGACAUGGGAAACAGGUGCUGGAUGGAAAUAGUAACCCCUAUGAUAUUUGCCUGAAGGACUUGGAGCCACCCAUUGUGGCCAGAUUUGUUCGCUUCAUUCCCGUCACUGACCACUCCAUGAACGUGUGCAUGAGAGUGGAGCUUUAUGGCUGUGUUUGGCUAGAUGGCUUGGUGUCUUACAAUGCUCCAGCUGGGCAGCAGUUUGUACUCCCAGGAGGAUCUAUAAUUUAUCUGAAUGAUUCUGUCUAUGACGGAGCUGUUGGGUACAGCAUGACUGAAGGACUGGGCCAGUUGACAGAUGGGGUGUCUGGCCUGGACGAUUUUACUCAGACCCAUGAAUACCAUGUGUGGCCUGGCUAUGACUAUGUGGGCUGGAGAAAUGAAAGUGCCACCAAUGGCUACAUCGAGAUCAUGUUUGAAUUUGACCGUAUCAGGAAUUUCACUACCAUGAAGGUCCACUGCAACAACAUGUUUGCUAAAGGAGUGAAGAUCUUUAAGGAAGUACAGUGCUACUUCCGCUCUGAAGCCAAUGAGUGGGAACCUAAUGCUGUCUCCUUCCCUCUUGUCCUGGAUGACGUCAACCCCAGUGCUCGAUUUGUCACAGUGCCACUGCACCACCGAAUGGCCAGUGCCAUCAAGUGCCAAUACCAUUUUGCUGAUACCUGGAUGAUGUUCAGUGAGAUCACCUUCCAAUCUGAUGCUGCAAUGUACAACAACUCUGGAGCCCUAUCCCCUUCUCCCAUGGCACCCACAACCUAUGAUCCAAUGCUGAAAGUGGAUGACAGUAACACUCGGAUUCUGAUCGGCUGCUUGGUGGCCAUCAUCUUCAUCCUCCUGGCCAUCAUUGUCAUCAUCCUCUGGAGGCAGUUCUGGCAGAAAAUGCUGGAGAAGGCUUCACGGAGGAUGCUGGAUGACGAAAUGACAGUCAGCCUUUCCCUCCCCAGCGAGUCCAGCAUGUUCAACAACAACCGCUCCUCGUCACCAAGUGAGCAAGAGUCCAACUCAACUUAUGAUCGCAUCUUUCCCCUUCGUCCUGACUACCAGGAGCCAUCCAGGUUGAUACGGAAGCUCCCAGAAUUUGCUCCAGGGGAGGAGGAGUCAGGCUGCAGCAGUGUUGUGAAACCCGUGCAGCCCAGUGGACCCGAGGGCGUGCCCCACUACGCAGAGGCUGACAUAGUGAACCUCCAGGGGGUGACCGGAGGCAACACCUACUCUGUGCCUGCCGUCACCAUGGACCUGCUGUCGGGAAAAGAUGUGGCUGUGGAAGAGUUCCCCAGGAAACUCCUAACUUUCAAGGAGAAGCUGGGAGAAGGCCAGUUUGGGGAGGUCCAUCUCUGUGAAGUGGAGGGAAUGGAAAAAUUCAAAGACAAAGAUUUUGCCCUUGAUGUCAGCACCAACCAGCCUGUCCUGGUGGCCGUGAAAAUGCUCCGAGCAGAUGCCAACAAGAAUGCCAGGAAUGAUUUUCUUAAGGAAAUAAAGAUCAUGUCCCGCCUCAAGGACCCAAACAUCAUUAGGCUCUUAGCAGUGUGUAUCACUGACGACCCUCUGUGCAUGAUCACCGAGUACAUGGAGAAUGGAGAUCUCAAUCAAUUCCUUUCCCGUCAUGAGCCCCCCAGUUCUUCCGCUGGCAACGUCCCCACUGUCAGUUACACCAACCUGAAGUUUAUGGCUACCCAGAUUGCCUCUGGCAUGAAGUAUCUUUCCUCUCUUAACUUUGUCCACCGAGAUCUGGCCACGCGAAACUGCUUAGUAGGGAAGAACUACACCAUCAAGAUAGCUGAUUUUGGCAUGAGCAGAAACCUGUACAGUGGGGACUACUACCGGAUCCAGGGCCGAGCAGUGCUCCCCAUCCGCUGGAUGUCUUGGGAGAGCAUCUUGCUGGGCAAAUUCACCACAGCAAGUGAUGUGUGGGCCUUUGGGGUGACUCUGUGGGAAACUUUCACCUUUUGCCAGGAGCAGCCCUAUUCCCAACUGUCAGAUGAACAGGUUAUUGAGAAUACUGGAGAGUUCUUCCGAGACCAAGGGAGGCAGACUUACCUCCCUCAACCAGCCAUUUGCCCUGACUCUGUGUAUAAGCUGAUGCUCAGCUGCUGGAGAAGAGAUACCAAGCAGCGUCCCUCGUUCCAAGAAAUCCACCUUCUGCUCCUCCAACAAGGAGACGAGUGAAGCUGUCUGUGCCUGGCAACAUUCCGAAGGCCCAGGUCUUCCCACAAGACCGACCACUCACCCACGCUAAGCCACUUCAUCCGGACAUUUAGUGGACCUGAGGGACAGAGGCUGGUUUGCUUUGUUCUCUCUCUGUCCCUCAUCUCCCCCACUCCCUCCCUUUACUCAUAUAUAUAUAUGUAUGUAUAUAUAUAUACAUAUAUAUACACAUUUUUUACAUUAAAGAACUAAAAAUGAAAAAAAAAGCCUAGGGCAUAUAAAAUAUAGUAAAGAAAUCUUACUUGAUAUUACCAAAGUGUUGGAUAACAAAGGCUAGAAAUUUCAGAUAAUUUAUAAAGGUGAAAUAUGCUUGUGUUUAUUAAUGUGCAAAUUCUACAAUAUUUUUUCUAUGCAGCCUUCUAAAAAUAUCUUCAGAAAGAAAAACUUGAAUAAUAGUAAUAUCUUGGGAAACGUGGGAUUAGGCCUUGGGAAAACACUUUAUAGGUGUGGAAAAUCUGAGAACAUGGUGCACAACAACUCAUUACAGAUGCACGAUCCAUCAUUCUUUGUAUUUCCCUCUCCUGUCAAUGUGGAUAACCAUUGUUGAAAACUCAGUUUCUUGGAAUGAAUGUUUUGUUAAUUUAUGGACAAGGGUCAUGGUUGAAGUCUGUAUAUGAAAUGAUGGGAUGUGGAUGGGAGAGAUGGUAUGUUGCAAGGCCUUGUGAAGGAAAUUGUCAUUUACGGCAAUAGACAAACAAAGAGGACCUCAUUCAUGGAAGGAUUCUUGAAUAGAUAAUGGACACAGGAAAGAUAGUUUAAGGAAGACAGUUAACAGGUGGGCUUUUCAUUAUUUAUUUGUGAUUUUUGCAGACAGUUCUCUUCUUUGUCUGGUCAGACAUUUCCAUAUGUGUGUGCAUGUGUGUUGCAAGUGAGAACCUGAUUUUUAAAAUUAGCAGACACUGUGUUUUGAUUUCUGUAUGCUAACCCCUUUGGUUCAUCUUGACCAAAUCUUUUAGCUAUUCCAGUUAAUGAGGACUCAAUAGGACCCAUGGACUGGGGGCUGAGUUACUCAGCCAUAAGUUUCUAGAGACCAUGUGUAACAGGGUAUGUCCAAGAAGUUGAGUUAGGACCAAUAAGGGGAAGUUACAGGGAACCUGAUUUCCACCACUUAUUAGGGGAAACACAGCUAGAGUUAGAACAUAUAAGGAUGAAUGCAAGGGAAGUCAUCAGUCAUUGAAGAUUCUGUUCAAAUACAGGUUACAGCAUAUGCAUGAAAAGUGGAGGUUUUAAAACACAAGGCAGAGGGUUGUAUGAGAUGAUAUUUCAUGCCCUUCUAGAGAGAUGCGGAGUGAACAUCCCCUGCCACUGCUUAGCAUACAUGCUUCUGCCUCCAAGAGGGUGAGACCAGCAGAAAAGAAGGCAUUUGGCUCUGGUCUCAGAAUUCAUGGAGGCCGAUACCCUGUUAAGUGGGAGUCCCCUCAGAGUGGAUUCUGAGCUGUCACAUUUCAGAAAUUCUUAGGUUCUCUGGAAAGCAGCAAAGGAGGAAAGGAAACCCGACACUCCGUUGAGAGGAAACAAGAAAAGAUGACAGAAGCAGCUUCCCAUGCUGAGAGGACAUGUUCUUGACCCUGUGGGUCUCCUGUUGCCCUCACCACCCUACCUUCCACGAAGUCUCUCCACUUGGGUGUUUCCCCUGUUCAGCCUCAGUGCUCCAGGCCACUCCAUAAGCCUCAAUCCCAAGCCCUCCAAAGCCAUUUUUCAGGUCAUCUUCUGACCAUAGCCAGAGCCCUGUCCCCAUGGUUAUCCCAUGACUUGGCUCUUAUUCUCUCCCAGCACUAACUUUGGAGAGAUUAUUGUAUUGAGUCUGGAGAGCAUUGAUUUGGGAACUUUGAUCUUUCUCCCCCACACCAAAUGUGUAAACUUGGACAAAUCAAUGUCUCCAAAUUUUGUUUCCUUAUCUUUAAAGUGAGGGAAUGGGAAUAAAUUUUCUUGAAAUCUCUUCCAGUUCUGUUAGGUCCAGUGUUUGCAGUGUUUGGAUCAAUAACUGCUGCAGAUUCAGGAAUCUAGUUACCACCUGUGAGAAGUCACUGUAAUAAUAGCCAUAGUAACACAUGUUAUCCUUAUAGUGCCUUAAAGCUUACCAAGUGUUUCCAAUAUACAUUAUCUUGUUUGAUGUUUGCAAGUCCAGGCAUGUCCUCUUGUGCUUUGGGACCUGCACACUCUGAUUUCAAAGUGUUAACUUCAUUAGAAGUAAAGAGACAUGAAAUCAGGAUGCACAGCCAAUUCCCCAGAUCCAUGUGCAUCUGGUAGGACUAUGCCCAGACAGUGCCAUGGCUUUUUAUGCAGCAUGAGAAAAUAAUACAAUUUCCCCUUCCUUAUUACCCCAAUUCACUGUAUUACCUACUUAUUACGUUAUUGCCCGAUUCACCGUAUUCCAUGAUUCUGUAAAAAUCACGUCUAAAGUGAAAUAAUCAGGAUUUCCUUGUUUCAGGUGGCUGCCAAAUAGGCAUUCUCACAUACAGAAAUCUGUGUGUGGGAUAAGGAAGACUACCCACUGUAACUGAGGCCUUUGUGUUAGCAACACAGGCAUGACCUCUAGCCUGGUCAUACUCACGGGUCUUAGCACAAAUUGAAGGGAUACAGUGAAGUCUUAGUCUAUAGAAUUAAAAAGCAGUGCAAAUCUGAACGAGAGGAAUGAAACUAGGGUAUAUUUGGAAAAGGAGACAGGAAAAAUGAUGAGAAACUGUGGGGCAGUUUUGCAGUAAGGUAUCUCCUCCAUGGGAUAGGCAAACUGUUUUAUGGCCAGGCUAUGUUUUUGACCUGCCACAUCUAAAAUUAUUAUAAUUAUCUGGUUAAAUGCUGAUAGCCAUGUCCAAAUCUUCCUGUGUGGUUCACACACACACAUGAUCUAAAAAGAUCUGGAGUAGAAAGAAGCACCCGAAGAGAAAAUGUGGUUUUAAAAUGGCAAAAAGAUCCUUUGUGAAUGUAUAAGGCUGUGUAACAGGGUGGAUUGUAUGUAAGUGGGGUGAACAAUGGGUAUGUGAAUGUGCAGGGACUGAACAGGGAGGAAGGUGAGGGCUAGAAAGGAGAAUACAGAGAGGCAGUGAGGAGUUCUCAGGAAAGACACAGCGAAGAGUCAGGUUAAGCAAAUAAGAAACAAAGGUAGCUGGAGCGGUUGGGAAUCUAGUCAGAGCAGAAAACAAGUCCUUCUGCAGGGAGAUAUGAGAGAGAGAACAGAAGGAUAGACGAUAUGGAUGGAGAAAGAAGAAAUUCUGCAUAAAGGGAUGACAAAGAUUUAUUAAAAACGAAAAGUCAAGUGCAACGUAUGAAAAGGAAGGCGGUUUUUUUGAGUUUUGAGAAAGGAGAUGUCCUUUGUGGAUAUAAAAACACAUAAACAGCCACCAGGGAAUGACCCUUUCAUUUCAGAGGAAGUGGGCAAGGGUGGCAGUUUGAACACCUGUGGAUUCCAGACAAGUUCCAAUGCUGCUGAGAAGAAUCCAAAUCAUUGCCUGAACUGGACUUGGUUUUCUAAGUGCUGCUUGGGAAAUGAAAACCUAGAAAGGGGAAAGGGAGAAUUUAUGGGAUUUCAUAAAUCUCUGUGUUCAUUUCGCUUUCCUCUUGUGAGUGAAAUCCAUGUUCACUCAUGCCUUUCUCUGCUAUGCCCAGAACAGCUACAGGCAAACAUGGGAACAGAAGAGAUAAGUUAGAGAAGGUGAAAUCUUGUGUAAAAUUUGCACACAAAGAAGUAGGUGUCAUGUUGGAAACAUGUGUUUUCCUAGUCUCAUCCAGGCUUCCCACAAGAAAGCCAUGAUGUGGGGUAGACCAUGUAUUUUAAGUAAAGGAGAACAGAAGGGGAGUGUCUGAAGGAGGGAAGGAGAUGAAGAUGUUAUAAGAAAAUAUACUAAAACAGAAUAGCAUCUGUUUUGCCCAAAAAUAAUAAAAAGAAAAAAAAAGAAAGAAAAGGAAUGUACAGUAUGAGUAUAUGGCUAUUAAGUCUUUGAUCCUCAGUUGAGUUCUAGACCUGGAAUUUACCAUUUUAGACUUUUAUUUCCAGUAAGCAUGCACAUGGUAGGUCUCUAUUGCUUCUGGAAGAUGUAGAUCCUGGGAAAUGCCUCUGAAUUGAAAUGUAACAUUUUUAUAGAAAUGGAUGAAUGCUUUUUCCACUUGUUAAAUGUUUUGAAAUGCUGAAUUGAGAAAUAGACUGCAGAGGUUAGUGGUGAUUUGAUUUCUGCAUGCAUUCUCAGAUACCAUUAGCUUCACGGCUUUGUGACAGAAGGGGUGAGUAAUUGUUUGGUUGCCAAACCUUUUUAAACAUUUAGCUAUUUUGAAAUAAUUUAAGGCUCACAAGAAGUUGCAAAAAUAGCACAGAGCAGCCUUACCCUAGAUUCAAAUUUCCUCAUUAACAAUACUAUACCUAGUCGAUUUUCAAAAUCAGAAAAUUGACCAUGGCAUAAUACUGUUAACUGAACUACAGACUUUAUGGGGAAUCCCACUAGUUUUGCCCAACAUGUACUCAUGUGCUAGAUACUUUCAACCCUUACUGAUUUGUAACCUGGUCUUGGUUGGAUGCAGCUGAGAGACAGUAUCUGCAAUUCUACAAGAUUCAAGAGAAUAUAAGAAAUUAAUCUGUUCCUUUCUUAAUGAGCAAUAUAUUGCCUACACUGUUUCUAAAUUUUUUAAUUAGUUUGGCUCUUUGACAUCUGAAAAGGUCCAGGGAUCAUGUAGAAGGAUUAGGCUACACAAAAAAAUGGUAAGACCUGUCCAUGACUUGUUGUCUAGAGAACUAAGUAUAGAACAUAGGUGGUUCUUGAAGUUCCAACAAGUGAUUGCGAUUGCAGUGGGGACAAGCAGAGAACUGUAGGAUAAAUCAGUAUUUUGGUCAGGAGUUAGGUAGCAAUCACUGGCACCAAGCAGAGCUUAUGGAAGGAAUAUAAUACAACAGUAUGGAUUCUUAAUGUGUGAUAAAACAUUGUUUUCCGAGAAGUUUCCUUUGCCCAAAUAUCUAUUCUUGAAUAGAAUAACAACCACAUAGGAUGAAACUGAAUGAAAACACAACCUGGGGAAAAGCUGAAAGUCUGGUUUUGUGAAUUACAGCAUUGUGUUUUUUUUGUGUUUUUUUUUUUUGUUUGUUUGUUUGUUUUUUGUCAGGCAGAGUGGAUAGUGAGAGAGAGAGACAGAGAGAAAGGUCUUCCUUUUUUGCCGUUGGUUCACCCUCCAAUGGCCGCUGCGGCCAGCGCAUGGUGCUGAUCUGAAGCCAGGAGCCAGGUGCUUCUCCUGGUCUCCCAUGCGGGUCCAGGGCCCAAGCACUUGGGCCAUCCUCCACUGCCUUCCCGGGCAAUAGCAGAGAGCUGGCCUGGAAGAGGGGCAACCGGGAUAGAAUCUGGUGUGCCGGCGCCGCAAGGCGGAGGAUUAGCCUGUUAAGCCACGGCCAAUUACAGCAUUGUGUUUUAUAACAUUAUUAAGCUUAAUAUUUAAGGAUCACAAGAUUGUAACAGUGUGUGUCUCAUAAAGUUCCUAGCACAUAGUGAGCACUCAAUAAAUAUUUACUGCAUGUCAUUUUUAGAAUGAAUAAAAUAUAGAAAUAAAAAGUUGUCAUCGAGCAUUACUAGGCUGAGUUUAGGGAGAACUUCUUUGCUGUGACAUAGAGGGUUUAUUUCCAAAUAAGAGGAAAGGCGGGAAAGUGCCCAGAUUUGUACCUGGUGAAGGCCAGCCUUCAGUGGGUAUGCUUUCUGAUGGUGAAAUUGAUCUAUGGAAAUGCCAUAUUCUUUGAAGUACUUAGACACCAAUGAGAGGCAGUUCUGGACAAGGCAUCAAAACAGAGACCAGACUUGGCCACAGACUCAGUGCACCUGAAACAAGCCAACGAGUUUCCCCUGCAGACACCUUGUCGGCAACUUUGUGCAUCUCUGCUGGAGAAAGAGCUGAGGCCUUAGCCAGCCUGCACUUACCCACAGUCAUGAUCACGUGUCAAGAAGUUGCAAAGAGAGCCGAGGGAAAGCACUAUGAGAUAUGGUCAUCAUUGUCAGUGAAAAACUGUUUUUCUUGAAAAGAGGCUUGGAAAUAACUGCAAAUUGGGAGAAUUCCUACAAACACACCAAGCAUCUGUAAUCUAGUGUAUCCGUGUUAUGUUCUUUUACUAUUCCUGAUAGUCUGUUCUUCUACCCUGCUGUCUGGUGACUUUUCUGAGGACCGAGUUUCAGCAGCAAAGCGGGGCACUCCGUCAUGAGGAAGAAGCAUCGGGCCUUGCUCUUGCAGGCGUUGGGGGAUGAUGUGUCUUGUUGAGGGGUGAAUAACAAACGGAUUUAAUUCCUGCUUAAAACAAUCAUUGUAUUCCAAAAUAGAAUACGAAAAAUUCCUCUGUAAUAGAAAAAGAAAUGUGACUCCAACUGUAUAUUUUCUUUUCUUUAUUUAUUCUCUGUAAGUCUGUCAGAUGAUAAAUUGUAAAUAACAAUGAUUAAAGAGUCGUGCUACUGAUGGA
Messenger RNA from Lepus europaeus (European hare), 9747 nucleotides. RefSeq names its product discoidin domain receptor tyrosine kinase 2 (gene DDR2). The coding region runs from base 723 to 3290 and encodes 855 amino acids. The record is from RefSeq and is a predicted model, not a curated record. The transcript is spliced from 17 exons. NCBI's taxonomy places the organism in Eukaryota, Metazoa, Chordata, Mammalia, Lagomorpha, Leporidae. Gene Ontology annotation, molecular function: ATP binding; protein tyrosine kinase collagen receptor activity; collagen binding. Gene Ontology annotation, cellular component: signaling receptor complex; membrane. Gene Ontology annotation, biological process: multicellular organism development; positive regulation of kinase activity; cell surface receptor protein tyrosine kinase signaling pathway.